UCAUGACCUGGGUGCUAUCAUGGCGGACGCCGAGGGAGGAAGUUUGGUGUAGUGUUACAAAAAGUUGUCAAAAACAGGGCGUUUUCCACCUUUUCUCCUCACAUCGGCGACUUAAUCAAUCACAACACCAAGUAGCAGACUUUCCGACAGCCAAGAAGUAGUCACUUGGGAACAGACAACAUCCAAACGGACGUUUCGAUAAGGUUUUCCUGGUAACGUUGUGACGAAUUUUUAGUUAGGACGUCAGUGUUUUUUUUCUUGUGUUUGUGUACACAAUCUUGUCUUGAGGGAAGAACCUGAGUCACUCUUACUACCCAACUCUUUCGUGCAAGAUUCCACAAAGAUGCUUCUAGCAGUCGCUGUGUUUUGUUCCACCAUCGUCGUCCAACUCUUCGGAGAAGGGAAAGCCUUAGCCUGCAGUAUCCCAGACAACAUCCCCAAUGGGAAGUUUGGGAUCAUGGAAAAGCCUGAAACUGGAGACCUCCCCUACCCACAAGGCACAGUGAUCCGGUACAAGUGCAACAGGGGGUACAGACUGGUCGGGCAGGAGGAGAGGACAUGUGAGGGGGGGCACUGGAGCGGAGAGACUCCAACAUGUGUGCAAAUAUGUAGUCACUUUGAUGAGAUCGACCAUUGCCAGAUCAACGUGGUGAGUUCCCGCUGUAUACAGAACUCCUACUGUUACAACGGGACCAUCGUGGAGUAUCACUGCGACCAGGGCUACUUUCAAAUGGGCCCUUCUCGCAGGGCGUGUGUCAACGGGCGCUGGACGGCCAUACAGGACGGCAGUUUUACCGGCGACGAUACUCCGCCAAGAUGUGUUGCCGAGUGCCCCAGCCCCAGUCCCAUAGAGAACGGCCUGGUGCUGAGUGGAGAGUCUGACCUGAAGGGUCCGUUCCUGGAGGGGAGUGAGGUGACGUACCACUGCAGCGGGGGGUACACUCUGAUUGGUCCCACCAUCAGGAGGUGUACCGGUGGAGCCUGGACUGAUCAGGACCCUCACUGUUGGAAAGUGUGUGACCCACCGGAGACCAUCACCCAUGGUGAUUAUGCCGACCACAGACAGACCUACCGAGAGGGUGAGGAGGUCCAGUACUACUGUUCCCCCAACUAUCGACUGGACGGAGACUCCAUCAGGGAGUGUCUCUCUACAGGCUCGUGGUCUGGGAUGCUGCCGCGCUGUGUGUGGGACCCCACAGCACAAGGAAAACCAUGCGAAGCACCUCCGCAGCCUGUCAACGGUUACCACGAGAAUCCGGACAGAGUGUACUUCAACCCGCGGGAAAUCGUGCACUUCUUCUGCCACGAUGGGUACAGGCUGGAGGGGAGUGAGACGAUGACAUGCCAGCCUAAUGGAACAUGGGGAGGGGGGCUGCCCAUCUGUGUGAUGAAUACCCACAGCACCCAUACAGACACUCCCAUACCCACGACAUUUAGCGAAACGUGGAGCAUCGUCGCUGCCUCUGCAGGCUCGGUUCUUGGCAUCCUCAUCAUCGCAGUCGUGAUCGUGGCGUGGCAGUGUCGUCCCGGGCGCCGCCGCCUGCUGACCGACUGCCCGCCGGGACACCCGUUUUACUUCAUGGACGAUAGCGACCAAGUGGGUCUGCUCACCAUGGACCCGGUGGCCCAGGGAGUACACAUUACCCUGCCUUCUUACGAAGAGGCCUGUCAGGAACAAGGUACACAAGAGCCGCCGCCCUUCCAGGCAGUAGUAGAGGAGGGGCUAAACCACACUAGUGAGGGAGGCGGGGAGGGAGUUCAAAACAACCACCACUCUUCACCAAACUUUCCUAACGCCGGAGAACACACCCAUAGAAGCCAAGUCAAUUUUGUUGCAGACAUGCAUUCACUACCUGGAGCCACAGUGCCAGAGAUGAACAAAAUUCUACGGGAGAUAGCGUAGCUUCGGUGGAAACAGCGCCGCUGAGUGAAGAGUCCAUGUCAACUUCCCGUCAGAGCACGUGUGGAAGUCUGUCAUCCUCAAAGGAAAGUCUAAUUGAGGCAGAAGAUGAUGCUCUGGAUAGGCAGUUGGAAGCCAUGACACCCAGGUUGACCUUUGACACUCAGGACGCAUGAUGCGCAGCUCAGGUGUACAAAAUACUAACUUGGUAAAAUUGCACCUUUCAACUCUGACCUUUGAACCUCACCCUGUUCCUUUCUCAGGGCAAAGGUUAGAGAGACAGAAACUGGCUCUAUGUCAUGUGUGUUAUGAUUAUUAUGUUGUGUUACUAUAAAUGGUGAGAGCAGCCGUUAAACCGCUUAUGAAGAUAACUAACUUGUGCCUGAUAGAUGUACUUUAAUUCAUUUAGAAUGUAUCAAAGGUGACACGUGCUGGUGCUCUAAUGAGCUUGCUUGAUAGGAAGAAAAUGAAAGGUCUUACUGAAACCUCCAAUGUCAAAAUCACUCACAGUGUUUAUAUCAGCUGGGAAAGUUAAGGUCUUUGCUGUGAUGAUUUGCAAAAUAGUUUAUUAAGAAAAGAAGAAGAAGAAAUGGAACAUUAUGUAUAAAUGUAUUCUUCUAUGUUGUGUUACAAACACAUGCAUGUAAAACGAUCCAAAACAGCAGGGGCUUUACCCAGAGGGCAUACUGUAUUUAAGGCAGGUUGACUGGACAUGUCACACAAUUGCCGGGUCAGGUUUUAAUAAUUCAAAAGGUGAAACACAAGGUGCUCAACAACUUAACAAAUAAAUAGUUAGCCCAAAUCAAGGCUUGUUGCCGUCCCUCGUAAUUGCAGGUUUUGCCUGUGUUUUAAGACUCUAUAACGAACGGUUGUCAGAAGGUGAUAAAAGCUUUGCUGUUACAGAAGAUAGCCUUAAGUGCACUUGCUUGACCUCCAAAAGCUGAAGCAGCCAUAAUUGCUGUGAAAUUAUCAUGGCUGUCUACACCAAUACAACCCUAUAGCAGCAUCAAAACUUUGAGUUUUAGGGUUGGCGUUACAUACUACUUCCAUAAGGGAGCGAUUGUUAACUCAAAUCAUAUAGGCAAAAGCAAUGAAUGAGAUUCAUAAAAGCUUUUCUUAUAUAUUAAUCAAGUUAUGUCUACACAAUUAUUGGUGCAGUUUUCAAAACACACGCUGUUAAAGAACAUACAAGAGUUACAAUUUGUUUUAGUCAUCUGGUGGUA
Branchiostoma belcheri (Belcher's lancelet) is the source of this 3123-nucleotide messenger RNA. Its product is annotated as sushi domain-containing protein 4-like. The record is from RefSeq and is a predicted model, not a curated record. Bases 344 to 1903 code for a protein of 519 amino acids. NCBI's taxonomy places the organism in Eukaryota, Metazoa, Chordata, Leptocardii, Amphioxiformes, Branchiostomatidae. The transcript is spliced from 8 exons.